Cornus florida is the source of this 590-nucleotide messenger RNA. Its product is annotated as dolichyl-diphosphooligosaccharide--protein glycosyltransferase subunit 4A-like. The transcript is spliced from 2 exons. The record is from RefSeq and is a predicted model, not a curated record. Lineage: Eukaryota; Viridiplantae; Streptophyta; Magnoliopsida; Cornales; Cornaceae. Bases 161 to 274 code for a protein of 37 amino acids.
CAUAUACCCCUAAGGAAAGUCUACCCCGAAGCAGCAAAAGCGAGGAAAGUCUACCCCGAAGCAGCAAAAGCGAGUUUCAAGCUUUUUCUACCAGUCUGAGAAGAAACCACUCUCAUCUCAUCUCCGUUUCACAUCUAAUAUCCUAUUCCACCCAACGAAGAUGAUUGAUGAUCAAGACUUGGGAUUCAUUGCCAAUUUUCUUGGCAUGUUCAUAUUUCUUUUGGUAAUUGCUUACCACUAUGUGAUUGCUGACCCCAAGUAUGAAGGCAACUGAAAAUCUGUUAUUGAUGUAAUUGCGAAGAUUUUUGAAGAGCUUAGAUGACUACCAUAUUUUCUCAUUUCUGUUUGCGUAGUUAGGAUGGUUAUUCCUUCGCUUGGAAUUUCACUUCUUUUCCGUUCGGUUUUUUUUUUUUUUUUAGGUCAUCAUAAUGUGGCUGUGAGGCAGAGGUUAAAUAGUCUACUUAUUAGGCUGAAGGCAACUAGGCUGCAAGUUUCUCCUAAUUGCCAGCUUAAAAUGGAUUGUAGAACUAUUUUAAUGUAACUUUUUAAAAAAUAAAAAAAAAAAUAUCCCGUGCGUAUUAUGUGUUUAA